Lactuca virosa is the source of this 372-nucleotide messenger RNA. The record is from the annotation of a GenBank genome assembly. Lineage: Eukaryota; Viridiplantae; Streptophyta; Magnoliopsida; Asterales; Asteraceae.
AUGACCAUAUUAUACAUUUAUACCCUCGACAAUGGUCAAGGAAAUCAGUUGCCUACUCAACAAAAGGACCCUGGACAAAUUAAUCUAAAAUUAACAUCAAGGAUGUCGAAGACCCACAGUGCAACUGCACAUCACCACCACCAUCAUGAAUCCUCAAAGAAGAACCAUAAAGAAACACCACACAAGUUACUAGACACGCCUCCAUAUUCUAACAUCUACUUUAUGGGUGAUGGCUUCGAGAGACUCUCACCCCAACCUCAAGCAAAUGUUAGAGUCACAAACUAUUAUGAUCGUAAGCAGAAGUAUGGGUUCAUACAAAAUGAGGACGACGUAGACACUAAUGUGGAUGCGGAAGCUGCAAAUUUUUAUUGA